Molecule: messenger RNA, 1155 nt
Organism: Puccinia triticina
Lineage: Eukaryota; Fungi; Basidiomycota; Pucciniomycetes; Pucciniales; Pucciniaceae
Exons: 7
Coding region: 1-1155 (384 amino acids)
Biological process (GO): mRNA export from nucleus; mRNA processing; regulation of DNA-templated transcription
Cellular component (GO): THO complex part of transcription export complex
Molecular function (GO): zinc ion binding; mRNA binding; DNA-binding transcription factor activity, RNA polymerase II-specific
Source: RefSeq, a predicted model, not a curated record
AUGGGGACAGAAUUUUUGCAGUCGCGACGCUUGGAUUGCGUAAUUGAAGCCUUACUGAUUUCCGCCUCUGAAAAAAACUACGCAUCACACGCUAGUGGGUUGAAUUUGGUUUGCGUGAAAAAAAUCAAUCAUUAUGUAGUACGGUUGGAUUCUUGGUUGUUCUUUAAAUCUUGGUUCCUCUGUUCCCCGAAUCUCCUCGAUGCCACCGGCAAUCCUCCACAUCCGCUGUCAGCCACCACCGAGCCAGAUCCCGGCAGCACCGGCCCCCUGGAGCUGAAUAAGCACCCGCUGACUAACACGAGCAACCCGAGCAACCCGAGCAAGCGGAUCAAGACCUCGAGAGCAUGCGACUCGUGCCGAGCCAAGAAGAUCCGCUGCGAACCACUCACCCACCCAUCCACCCAGGACACUCCGAGUUACUCGCCGACACAAUCUGGUCGACAGAUCAAGGCCUUGAACACGACAUCGGCUCCACUUCCCCUGUCUCGAUCACGCAAGAUAUCAAUUCAGCUGGCAAUUGCUCUCCUUCAACCUGAUGAGAAGGGUUUUGUUGCUCUCUUGAUUCCAUUUCCAGCCGAAUUGGUUGCCAACCAGGCCACUCGAAUCAACACUGGUCUUCAUUACAAACAACAGCGCUUCAAUCUCCUCCAUGAAGAGUCUGAAGGCUACUCUCAUCUCGCCACUGAAUUGAUAUCCAGGAGCACAAUACAUGCUGCACUUCCGGACGCUCUUCGGCACGCCGCUGUUCCGCAUCAAUGUGCUCCCGGGAGACGCCAGGCUGGCGGCGCCUACAAGCAGCGACGAGUUCGAGCACUCGUUCCGGGGCGCACGCUUGCUGGGGCUUGUCCCGGAGAGCGACAGCCCGUACUUCUCCCGCUCCUGGGUCAUCGGCGCCACACGCGAUCCUCCCACCACACAGACCAACAAGUAUUAACCCCCGCUCUUGACAUUUUUUGGUCAUCAGUGCCGAAGACUCGUAUGCCCAGCCCUGGAACGCCACCGUGGUCAGGCAAGAAGAAGCCGCACUUUUUGCCCGACGGAAGCUACAAGCUGCUUGUCAGGGCGUUGCGGAUCAGCGGCCGCAAGACUGACGAGCCCGAUUACGAGUACUGGGUCUCCCCCCAGUUCAGGCUCAAGAACUCGCACGGUAAAUGA